AGAGUACCUCUGUGAUCUGUGCUCGCAGCAUAGCAGCAUCUGUGCUCGCAGCAGUAAAAUAAUUUUAAUUAUUUUACUUUCUCUAUGGCUCGCAGAUAAGGUAUCAGAAUCAAAAAAGAAUCAUCAGAUCAGAAACUUGUCUUUAUCGUUGGUCAGUAUAGUUUUUAUCGUGGGACUGCAGAUUGACAGUGGGGACUAAGGUUAUGCACAGAACAUCGCCCCUGGCGAUAUUUUGUGUGUUUAUGUUUUCUGGAGUUGUUCAGAAAAAUGUCAUCUGUUUCGGUAUUUUGCUGUUUAAAGGGCUGCUUGGAUGGAUUUAAUUUCAAUGAGACGACAAAACAUACAUCAAUAUUGAGCCCCAUUCAGCUAGACACAUCGUUUAUGGGAUAUGAAGUGGUUAUUGUAAAAAGAGGCCAACGUGUUUGCGGGGCGGGUGCGGUUUUAAGCAAUGCCCCAUUGGCCCAGUCUAAAUCCUAUUUCGAAGUGAAAGUGCAGCAAGCAGGAUCUUGGUCUGUAGGAUUAGCCACAAGACAAACUGACCUAAGCUUAACUCUUGGGGGCAUGGAUGAGUUUUCAUGGGCUUUGUGUAGUGAUCACAUAUUUAGGCACAACAAACAGGAAGAACACAAACUAAACUUAUCCAGCAAAGAGGGUGUUCAGAGUAUUCAAGAGGGCGAUGUCAUAGGUGUAGCUUUCGACCACAUUCAGCUUAAGUUUUUUGUGAAUGGAACUGAGCUCGACUAUUCAAUGACUAACAUCAAAGGAACGAUAUAUCCAGCUUUAUAUGUAGAUGAUGGGGCGAUAUUAGAUAUAAUUUUAGAAAACUUCUGCCACACUCCACCACAGGGAUUUGAAAAAAUCAUGCUAGAGCAAUCUCUGCUGUGAAACACUUUAGUGGGGCGCAAUGAGUUUCAACUACGCACGCAUAUAUAUAAACAAUAACUUGAAUUGGCUUCUCUUAACUUUCAAGUUGUUAGUAGAUUAAUCUGUGAUACUCCAGUGAAUAGCAGCUUUACACUGGAAAUAUUUUGCAUGAAAAUCAUAUUAUUGAUUGGUAUCGGAGGCGUGCAUAUUAUUUUUUUAAAACAAAUUUAUAUUCUAAGCGCACAUACCUACAUAUAUGAAAGCGAGCAAGAACACAUUUUAAUAUUAAAACUAAUGUAUAGGUAUAAAACUCACCGUAAUUUACUAUUGGAUCUCCGACGGCAACUCAUCAAAAUAUUCCCAAAAUCCUGUGGAAACCGUGGUAACAUAUUAGUGACCAAUUGAAGAAACCUGAAUCUGAUCUGUCUUCAUCACAUAAUACUUUGGUAUUUCAAGCUGAGUGUAGCACGAACAGUUACACUGAUUUAAGCAUAUGCAUGAUCAAAUAACUGACAUUUCAACUAGAUACUCUUAUAUAAAACACAGUUUCAGCCCGAAUAUGGAUAUACGCGCCCUAUACAAGCUUGAAUUAUUUUAAUCCAUAAAAUUGGUAUAAUUUAUAACCGUAACUAUUAACUUGAUUUGGUUAAAAGUUUAUAAUAAAAUGAUAUGUGCUGUUGAAUUGUAAUUUAAGCUCAA
Dendroctonus ponderosae (mountain pine beetle) is the source of this 1563-nucleotide messenger RNA. Its product is annotated as SPRY domain-containing protein 7. The record is from RefSeq and is a predicted model, not a curated record. Gene Ontology annotation, molecular function: protein binding. The transcript has 5 exons. Bases 268 to 885 code for a protein of 205 amino acids. Lineage: Eukaryota; Metazoa; Arthropoda; Insecta; Coleoptera; Curculionidae.